Molecule: messenger RNA, 888 nt
Organism: Sorex araneus (European shrew)
Lineage: Eukaryota; Metazoa; Chordata; Mammalia; Eulipotyphla; Soricidae
Gene: PLAC9
Product: placenta associated 9
Exons: 4
Coding region: 97-495 (132 amino acids)
Source: RefSeq, a predicted model, not a curated record
CUCGGGGCGCUCCCCGGGGGCUCGGCCUGCAGGGGCGGGGUCGGCGCGUUGCGGAGCCGCCGAGUCUGGUCUGGGUCGGACGCAGCCGGCCGCACCAUGCGGGCCCCGCUCGGCGCCGCGCUCGCGCUCCUCGCGCUGCUCUGCGGGGCCGCUGCGGAUCCUGCCCCCCUGUCCCGUGGAGACUCGGCUGGGAGCACAGGCUGCGCCAGGGACCAGGCUGUCCAAGACCGGUUAGAUGUCCUGGAGGAGGAGGUGCUCCAGGCCGUGCCUGCGAGGCGGCUCAGCCCUCCUGUGCUCUCGGCCCUGCCCCGCCAGACUGUAGAGAAGACCGUGGAGCAGCUGGAAGCGGAAGUGAAGGAUCUGCUGGGCCUGCUGGAGGCGCUCUGGCCGCUGGCCCCUGCCCUGGGCCCGGCCCCGGACCUCCUUGGAGGCGGAGAGCAGUUCAGGCCUCUUUUCAGUGCGGGCGGGGAGGAGGGGCCGGGCAGCGGGGAGUGACGCCCUCCCUGCCCCGCCGCCUCGGGCCCCACCGUGAAGACGGCUUCUGUGCCCGACCUCCCGAGGGAGGUUUGGGCCCCCCACCCUGAAAGACGCUGCAGCGGGGCCGGCCUGCGUGACCACCAUGGGCAGCGCUGCCGCUGGCACUUGGCAGGAGGCUGGAGACUCAGAUCCAUGGAUCUGUCCCGAAUCGACACGCUGCUGGGGUCGCCGGGUCCACAGAACCCGCCCCCUGGACCCAGCUUCACCCUCAAGGCUCCUCCAGCGGUUGUGGCACCCGAUGUGACCACCCCGCCAACCCUGUCCCCGGCCCGGCCCCUCCCCGCGACGACUCCUGGGCCCUGCUGGUUCUGCACCUCAUAAACAUGUCACAGACACCAGCCUUUGCCUUUC